Pyricularia grisea is the source of this 1386-nucleotide messenger RNA. RefSeq lists its product as uncharacterized. NCBI's taxonomy places the organism in Eukaryota, Fungi, Ascomycota, Sordariomycetes, Magnaporthales, Pyriculariaceae. The transcript is spliced from 2 exons. The record is from RefSeq and is a predicted model, not a curated record. The coding region runs from base 1 to 1386 and encodes 461 amino acids. Gene Ontology annotation, molecular function: FAD binding. Gene Ontology annotation, biological process: secondary metabolite biosynthetic process.
AUGGAUAGUCAGAGUGUGCUCAGCGUCGCCAUCGUCGGCGCCGGAAUAGCCGGCUUGACUGCUGCCAUUGCACUUCAAGGAAAGCCGGGCAUUGAUGUGCGCAUCUACGAGCGCACAAAAGAGCUGCGUGAAGUGGGCGCAACUAUCGCCCUGGGACCGAAUGGGUUGAGGACACUAGAGAGAUUGGGAAUCAACAAUGCACUUGAUGAUUCAAUCGCUUUCCGGAAUAAAUCGGGACAUCCUAUGAUAUACCGUCACGCCCAAACCAACGAAACAGUGUCAGCCGACAGCCACGUCGGCCACAUUGAGCCACGCCAUCGCACCGCCCGCUUCUUCAGACCUCACCUACAGCGCGCCCUUCUUCAACACGUUGAGCCGAGCCGUCUACAUCUCGGAAAAGCUUUUUCCUCCAUUAAACCGACCCAGGAUGGUUCCCGAGUUGUAUUAACCUUCGCCGACGGGACCACCACCGAGGCAGACGUCGUCCUUGGUGCCGACGGCAUCCACUCAGCCGUCCGUCGCGCCUUUGUCCCAGAGACAAGCGCACACUGGACCGGCUGGGUCGUCUUCCGCUCCGUCUUCCCCCGCUCCGUCGUCGCGCACAUUCCGGACUUGCCAGAUGAGGCCGUCCACUACUGGGGUGUCGACCGGACGCUCUUCCUCUCCCCGCUGGCCGGUGGAGGCGGCGAGGACCUCUAUGCAAUCGUAGGAUCAACACAAUGCGAUCCGGAGGAGGAAGCUUCCGGUGCCACCUCUUCCAAGGGCGAGCCAGUGUGGAAUAGGGAGGGCAGCCUCGAAGAGGUACGAGAAUUGUACAAGGACUGGCACCCCACGCUCCGCGCAAUCAUCGAAGCCAACCCCCACACGCGUGUUUACCACAACGCCGCUGCCGACGGGCUGGACUCCUGGGUAUUGGGCGGCGGGAGGGUGACUGUGGCCGGAGACGCGGCGCACGCGCACGGAGGAGCCUUUGCGGCCGGCGGGAGCCUGGCCAUCGACGACGCUUGGGCGUUUGCGCAAUCCAUACUACACGUUUUCGCCAGAGAGAUUUCUUCGGCGGCGUCGUCCGCUAGAGAAGUCGCUGAUGGAACAAGAUCAGCGCCGUCCCCGCUGCAAAAAAGGGAUAAGGGCGACAAGGUUACGGCUGCUCUGCAGCUGUACGAGAAGACUCGCAAGCAGCACACGGACCGCGUGCAAAAGACGGUGGCGGACAAGAACAGGGCGACUUUGCAGCGGCUGAGGUCAGGGGUGAUUGAGUCGGAUCAAGAGCUGAGGCGGCGGAUGCGGACCAGGCAGGACCUUGCUUGGAUUCACGAGCAUGACGUGGUGUCAUGCUUCAUCAAGGCAGUCGGCUCCUCCGAAGGAGAGCUGGUCAGUCAUCUUUGA